CUGCAGUUACAACUUCAAUCUCUGAUGGAGACCUUGAGUGCGACGGAACCUCACUACAUCAGAUGUGUAAAGCCAAAUAAUGUUCUAAAGCCUGCUAUUUUUGAGAAUUUCAAUGUCAUUCAACAAUUACGCUGUGGUGGUGUUCUUGAGGCAAUUAGGAUCAGUUGUGCAGGAUAUCCUACCAGGCGUACCUUUUAUGAGUUCCUGAAUCGUUUUGGUUUACUUGCUCCUGAAGUUUUGGAGGGAAACUAUGAUGAUAAGGUUGCAUGCCAGAUGAUUCUUGAUAAAAAAGGACUCAAAGGAUACCAGAUAGGUAAAGCAAAGGUUUUCCUGAGAGCUGGUCAGAUGGCUGAGUUGGAUGCUAGGAGGGCAGAGGUGCUGGGUAAUGCAGCCAGAACCAUUCAACGGCAAUCCCGUACCUAUAUUGCUCGCCGAGAGUUCAUCUCAUUGCGUAAUGCUGCUAUUAUGUUGCAAUCUUAUCUGCGAGGUGAAACGGCUCGUAAACUGUAUGAACAGUUGCGACGGGAAGCUGCCGCUCUGAAGAUCCAGAAGAAUUUCCGGCUAUAUGUUGCCAGGACGUCAUAUUUAACAGUUAGGUCAGCUGCAAUAACAUUGCAGACAGGCUUAAGAGCAAUGGUUGCACGCAAUGAGUUUAGGUUUAGGAGGCAAACUAAAGCUGCUAUCAUUAUCCAGGCUCACUGGCGUUGUCACCAAACUUAUUCUUAUUAUAAGAGACUUCAGAGAGCAAUUAUUGUUUCUCAGUGUGGCUGGAGGUGUAGGGUUGCCAGAAGAGAGCUCAGAAUGCUUAAAAUGGCUGCUAGAGAGACAGGAGCUCUUAAGGAAGCAAAGGAUAAGCUCGAAAAGCGUGUGGAGGAACUUACCUGGCGUUUGCAAAUUGAAAAGCGAUUAAGGACUGAUCUUGAGGAAGCAAAAGCCCAAGAAAUGGCUAAGUUGCAGGAUGCAUUGCAUGCUAUGCAAUCUAAAGUUGAAGAGGCUAAUGCUAUGGUUAUCAAAGAACGAGAGGCGGCUCGAAAAGCCAUUAAGGAAGCUCCUCCUGUCAUUAAAGAAACCCCUGUUAUAGUUCAAGAUACUGAAAAGAUUAAUUCAUUAACAGCUGAAGUUGAAAACCUGAAGGCUUUGCUGCGAUCGAAAACACAAGCAGCAGAAGAGGCAAAACAAGCUCAUGCAGCUGCUGAGGUGAAAAAUAAGGAACUAAUCAAGAAGCUUGAAGAUUCAGAGAAGAAAGUUGACCAUCUUCAGGAUUCAACACAGAGACUAGCAGAGAAGGUUUCUAAUUUGGAAUCAGAGAAUCAAGUACUCCGCCAACAAGCACUUGCGAUAUCACCAACUGGUAGAGCAUUAAGUGCAAGGCCAAAAACAACAAUCAUUCAGAGAACUGAGAAUGGAAAUGUGCUAAAUGGAGAAAUGAGGAAAUUGCCGCAGGAUUCAGUACUUGCUGUAUCUAGUCUACGGGAAGUGGAAACUGAAGAAAAGCCCCAAAAAUCUCUUAAUGAGAAGCAACAGGAGAAUCAGGACCUUCUUAUUAAAUGUGUUUCACAAGAUCUUGGGUUCUCUGGGGGAAAGCCUGUUGCUGCUUGUCUGAUAUAUAAGUGCCUUCUUCAUUGGAGGUCAUUUGAGGUUGAUAGAACCAGUGUCUUUGACCGUAUUAUUCAAACAAUAAGUGCUGCAAUAGAUGUCCAAGAUAACAAUGACAAAUUGUCCUAUUGGUUAUCAAACUCAUCCACACUGCUGUUGCUACUUCAACGCACGUUGAAAGCAAGUGGAGCAGCAAGCUUAACUCCACAGCGACGGCGAUCAACAACAACUUCUCUACUUGGAAGAAUGUCUCAAGGAUUUCGAGCUUCUCCACAAAGUGCUGGUUUCUCAUUCCUUCAAAGUCGUAUGCUUGGUGGAAUAGAUGACUUGCGACAAGUUGAAGCGAAGUAUCCAGCUUUGCUUUUUAAACAACAACUCACAGCCUUCCUUGAGAAGAUAUAUGGAAUGAUAAGAGACAAUUUGAAAAAAGAAAUAUCCCCAUUGCUUGGAUUGUGUAUCCAGGCACCUAGGACAUCACGGGCUAGUUUAGUGAAUAGACGUGCCCAAGCUAAUGCUGUAGCUCAACAGGCUCUGAUUGCACACUGGCAAAGCAUUGUGAAAAGCCUAAAUAAUUACUUGAAGAUAAUGAGAGCAAACUAUGUUCCUUCAUUCCUAGUUCGCAAGGUUUUUACACAAAUAUUCUCAUUUAUCAAUGUCCAAUUGUUUAACAGUCUUCUUCUACGUCGUGAAUGUUGCUCAUUUAGCAAUGGGGAGUAUGUUAAAGCUGGGCUGGCUGAGCUGGAACAGUGGUACCAUGAAGCAACGGAGGAGUUUGCAGGGUCAGCAUGGGAUGAGCUAAGGCAUAUUAGACAAGCAGUCGGCUUUCUGGUCAUUCAUCAGAAGCCCAAGAAGACAUUGAAAGAAAUAACAAAUGAUCUUUGCCCGGUUCUUAGCAUACAGCAACUUUACAGGAUCAGUACAAUGUACUGGGAUGACAAAUAUGGUACACACAGCGUAUCUUCGGAUGUUAUCUCAACUAUGAGAGUGAUGAUGACUGAGGACUCAAACAAUGCUGUCAGCAGUUCCUUUUUACUGGACGACGACUCAAGCAUCCCAUUCACGGUGGACGAUAUUUCCAAGUCGAUAGAACAAAUAGAGAUAGCCGACAUUGACCCUCCACCUCUAAUACGUGAAAAUUCAAGCUUCACAUUCUUAUUACAACGAUCAGAAUGAAAACGAACGAACGAGCCACUAUAGUCCUCAUUGACACCUCCAAGGAUGAUGAAGUCCUGCAAAACUUGUGCAUAUACAUGGCUUUCUCUAGUCCAAUUUGUAAUUAUAAUAGAAUAUCCCAUGAAGCAAAUAUCAAUUUGGCCAAUUCUUUUUAUUGUUCAUUGUAAUUCUUUUCUGGGUUCUUGCCUUUUCACAAAUUUUUUGCUGGUUUUAGUGUGUUUAUUUUCUAGAAUCCAGCUGCUAGUUAUAGACUUAUAGGGAUUGUUCUUGUUCAAUUUGGUUACUUCAAACUCCUGUAAUUUGUAACACUAGCCGCGUUUUAUAGGCGAAUUCAAUAUCAAAGUUUAUGUAAUAUGAUUUAUACAA
Pistacia vera is the source of this 3135-nucleotide messenger RNA. Its product is annotated as myosin-17-like. The record is from RefSeq and is a predicted model, not a curated record. Gene Ontology annotation, cellular component: actin cytoskeleton; vesicle; cytoplasm. Gene Ontology annotation, biological process: vesicle transport along actin filament; actin filament organization. NCBI's taxonomy places the organism in Eukaryota, Viridiplantae, Streptophyta, Magnoliopsida, Sapindales, Anacardiaceae. The coding region runs from base 25 to 2769 and encodes 914 amino acids. The transcript has 23 exons. Gene Ontology annotation, molecular function: ATP binding; actin filament binding; microfilament motor activity.